Messenger RNA from Daucus carota subsp. sativus, 1793 nucleotides. RefSeq names its product eukaryotic peptide chain release factor subunit 1-3. Gene Ontology annotation, cellular component: cytosol; translation release factor complex. NCBI's taxonomy places the organism in Eukaryota, Viridiplantae, Streptophyta, Magnoliopsida, Apiales, Apiaceae. Gene Ontology annotation, molecular function: sequence-specific mRNA binding; translation release factor activity, codon specific. The transcript has 2 exons. The coding region runs from base 173 to 1483 and encodes 436 amino acids. Gene Ontology annotation, biological process: cytoplasmic translational termination. The record is from RefSeq and is a predicted model, not a curated record.
GCUUACGAGAAUGUUGAGAGCCAAACAGGCCCUUAGCCGUGACUAAGCUGUAUAUAUACACUCAUAUAUGACUAGAGUUUAUCUCUUUCGCCGCAGCUGAGAUUACCCAAAUUCAUCUCUCCGUUUGCUUCCGCAAGUUUUGAUCUAUAUCAGAGUUGUGUGCAGUUUCAUAAUGUCUGAAAGUCAGGAGACUGAUAAGAACAUUGAAAUAUGGAAGAUCAAAAAGCUUAUCAAGGCUCUUGAAGCUGCUCGAGGAAAUGGAACAAGCAUGAUUUCUCUAAUCAUGCCUCCUCGUGAUCAAGUAUCUCGUGUCACAAAGAUGCUUGGGGAUGAAUAUGGAACUGCUUCAAACAUUAAAAGUAGGGUGAACCGUCAAUCUGUUUUAGGUGCAAUUACAUCUGCCCAACAACGACUAAAGCUCUAUAACAAGGUUCCUCCAAACGGACUGGUGCUUUACACUGGAACCAUUGUAACUGAUGAUGGAAAGGAGAAGAAGGUGACAAUUGAUUUCGAGCCUUUCAAGCCUAUAAAUGCAACUCUCUAUCUCUGUGACAACAAGUUCCAUACAGAAGCUCUGAAUGAACUUCUAGAAUCUGAUAGUAAGUUUGGAUUUAUUGUCAUGGAUGGAAAUGGAACACUUUUUGGGACAUUGAGUGGCAAUACCAGAGAGGUUCUUCAUAAAUUCACUGUUGAUCUCCCAAAGAAACAUGGAAGAGGAGGGCAGUCAGCAUUGCGUUUUGCUCGUCUCCGGAUGGAGAAGAGGCACAACUAUGUGAGGAAGACUGCAGAACUUGCCACACAGUUCUUUAUCAAUCCUGCCACCAGUCAGCCCAAUGUUUCAGGAUUGAUACUUGCGGGAUCUGCAGACUUUAAAACUGAGCUGAGUCAGUCUGAUAUGUUCGACCCCCGUCUCCAGGCGAAAAUUUUGAAUGUUGUUGAUGUUUCUUAUGGGGGAGAAAAUGGUUUCAAUCAAGCGAUCGAGCUUUCUGCAGAGAUCCUCUCUAAUGUGAAAUUUAUACAGGAAAAGCGCUUGAUUGGCAAAUACUUUGAUGAGAUUAGUCAGGAUACUGGUAAGUAUGUGUUUGGUGUAGAUGACACCUUGAAAGCUCUUGAGAUGGGUGCUGUUGAGAUUCUCAUUGUAUGGGAGAACCUUGAUGUUAAUAGGUAUGUGCUUAAGAACAGUGCUACAUCUGAAAUAGUGAUAAAGCACCUAAACAAAGAGCAGGAGACCGAUCAAAGUAAUUUCCGGGAUGCUGAAACCAACGCUGAACUAGAGGUUCAGGAAAAGCUGUCUUUGUUGGAGUGGUUUGCUAAUGAAUACAAAAAGUUUGGCUGUACUUUGGAGUUUGUUACCAACAAAUCACAAGAGGGAUCUCAGUUUUGCAGGGGAUUUGGUGGAAUUGGAGGGAUCCUCCGCUACCAGCUUGAUAUUCGGUCCUUUGAUGAGCUUUCGGAUGAUGAACUCUAUGAAGAUUCCGAUUAGGUGCCAGUCAACUUUCUCUAAUCCAGUGCAGAAGAAGCAUAGGGUGUGCUGCAACUCCUGCUAGCCAUUUAUACUUCUGAUGCUCAAAUACUUAUAUUAUGCAUAUACUCGAAGUUUGAGUUGAAGCUGUAUGUGGAUGAUUUUGCUGUGUCACAAAGGAUGGAAAUUUUCCAUUCCUUUCUUUCUGUGCUUGUCGCAGACUUUAGCUUGCUUUCCUUUUCUUUUCAAAUGUCCUGUGGGGAUUUUCAGGAUUAGACUUUUGGUCAUGUGUUAGAAUUUAAAUCUGGGAUUUAAAAUUUUCUUUCUUUUA